AUGUCAGAUUUAUUAUAUAAUCGUUUAUUAUUAAAUUUUAUUAAUGUUAAAAAUCGACUUGAAUCUUUAUUAAAUUUAUAUUGUAUUAAUGAAUAUCGAUUAGAUAUAAAAGAACUUCAAAUAUCUAUAGGAUUUGUAUCAAAUUUAAUUGAUAAGCUUCAAUAUGAAUUAAAACUAACUGAUAAUUUGAAACCAUUUUCAAAUCAUUCUUUAUGUAAUAAUAAUUGGACAUGGAAAAAAAUUCAACAAUUAGAUAUGAAAGAACAAUGUUUAAAUUUAGAAUUUCUCGCUUUAUUACGUUUACAAACAUUAGCUACAUGUUUUGAUGAAUUUGAUGAACAAAAGUUUCUUAAACAAACAACAGAUUUUAAUAUCAAUAGACAAUAUCAUUCGAAUAAAAUGAUGAAAUUUAUUGACGAGACCAAAUCAACAAUUGCAUGUGAUCAUAUGCAUAUCAAUAAACCAUCAUCGUCAUCAUCAUCAUUUAUUCCACAAUAUGAUCUGAACAAAAAUCUUCUUGAUCUUCCACAAGAAAUUCUUCUUCGUAUAUUUUCUUUUAUUUGUCCAUGUGAACUUAUUAGUAACAUAGCUCCGACAUGUCGAUUAUUUGCCAACUUAAUUCUUACAUGUUUUUAUUCUCAUCUUGAUUUAUCACCACUAAUAUCUAUAUAUGAUGUUCCUCGUUUAUUUAAUCAUUUAUCAUGUCUUCAAUCAAUAAGAUUUAUUGAUUGGAAGGAUAAUAUAAGUAUAUUAACGUGGUCUAUAUGGUUUGAUAUACUUUCUCGAAAAACAUCGAAUCUUAAAAAAAUACAUUUUCGAAAUAUUUUUAUAUCUCCAAUAUUAAUUUGUCUUUUAAUUGAAUAUUUUCCUCAUUGUUUAGAAACACUUAUAUUUGAUUAUCAACAAAAUAAUUAUUGUUAUAGAAAUUUUGAUUUAAUUUUAUGUUUACUUGGAGAUAAAAAUAUAAAAUUAAAAAAUUUAACAGCUUCGUAUCAAUUAGGAAUUACAAAUUUUGGUAUUUUACAACUUGUUAAGAAUCUCAAUACAUUAGUUGAACUUAAUUUAGUUAAUAUUAAUACAAUUAAUGAUCAAUCGAUCAAAGUUUUAUGUGAUAAACAUAAUGUUUAUUUAGAAAUUCUGAGAAUUGAUGGUGCACAAUUAACAGAUAAAGCUUUAGAUUAUAUUGCACAAUGUCAUCGAUUACGAAAGAUUAUGAUUGAAUUUUGUAUAAAUAUGACCGGUUCGAAUUUUUCUAUAUUUCAAAAUUUUCCUAAACUGGAAGAAUUAUAUUUAUCAGCAUUAAAUAAUAUUUCAUCGGAAUCAUUUCAAUUAUUAUUUAAUAAAAAUUAUACUUUUAAAUAUUUACAAUGUUUGAAAUUAGAUGAAUAUCAUAUGAUUGAUGAUAAUUGUAUUCGAUUAAUUGUUCAAAGUUGUCCUCAUUUAAUUGAUUUGACUUGUUCAUUAGCAUAUAAUGUUACUGAUGAAGGUUUUAAUGAAAUUGUUAUUCGAUGUAAUCAACUUCAAUACCUAACAUUAACAGGGUGUAAUCAAAUUUAUGGUGAAAUAUUAUUUGAUGUACCAGAGAAAUAUUUAAAAUCAAUAAAAUAUCUUAAUUUUGAUAAAUGUAAUCAAAUAGAAGAUUUUAUUUUAAUUGAUUUGUUUCAAAGAACAAAAUUCAUAUUGAUUAUUGAUUCCUAUGGAUCCUUAAUUAAGCUUUAG
Messenger RNA from Rotaria sordida, 1719 nucleotides. The record is from the annotation of a GenBank genome assembly. Lineage: Eukaryota; Metazoa; Rotifera; Eurotatoria; Philodinida; Philodinidae.